ACCGUCAAUGACGUUUGCCUUAAAAAUAAAAAGAAGGGUUGAAUGAAAAUUUUAUCAAUUUAUGCUUAAAAUAAUCCUUGUAUUGCAUCAAAUAACCAAGAAAAGAAACAAACAUUCAAUUAAAAAUGAAUGUUAUAACAGCAGUAAAGUUAUAUGUAGAAAAAAUGACUAAUGAAUCAGGACCCGGUAUGAAAAUUAUCCUUUUGGACAAGGAAACUACAAGUAUUAUAUCCAUGGCAUUUAGCCAGUCCGAUAUGCUCCAAAGAGAAGUAUACCUCUUUGAACGACUGGAUUCUGGUAGGUCAAAUGAGCGACUCAAGCAUUUAAAGUGUAUCGUCUUUGUACGUCCAACCAAACAGAACAUUGCAUUAUUAGCAGAUGAAUUAAGAAAUCCAAAAUAUGGUUCAUAUUAUAUUUAUUUUAGCAAUAUCAUUCCAAGAACAGACAUCAAAAUACUUGCAGAAUGCGAUGAAAGUGAAUCUGUUCGCGAAGUUAAAGAAAUUUACGCCGACUAUCUCUGCGUGAAUCCGAAUCUGUUUUCCUUUAACAUUCCAACAUGCCUGAAUCGUCUAACAUGGCAGCCAGAAGCUUUGAGUCGGAGUGUUCAGGGAAUCACUUCUUUGCUUCUGUCAUUAAAGAUGAAUCCGGUUAUCCGCUACCGAGCGAAUAGUAUUCCUGCACAGACUCUUGCCAAACAAAUUUUCGAACAAACUACUAAGGAAUCAUCUUUGUUUGAUUUUCGAACCUAUGAAAAUGGAGCACCACCACCAUUGCUCUUGAUUCUAGAUCGUAUGGAUGACCCAGUAACGCCACUCUUACAUCAAUGGACAUACCAAGCUAUGGUGCAUGAACUUUUGAACAUUAAAAACAACCGAGUCGAUCUAUCAGGCACUCCUCAAAUACCGAAGGAUUUCAAGGAAGUUGUUCUUUCUGGUGAUCAGGAUGAGUUCUAUGCCAAAAAUAUGUACGCAAACUAUGGAGAGAUUGGUUCCACCAUCAAGAGUCUAAUGGAAGAAUUUCAAAAAAAGGCGAAGGAUCAAAAAAAGGUCGAAAGCAUUUCAGACAUGAAAAACUUCAUUGAAACAUAUCCACAAUUUAAGAAAAUGUCUGGAACUGUUACAAAGCAUCUUUGUGUUAUGGGUGAACUUUCAAAUCUAUGUACAAAACGUAGUUUGUUCGAACUAUCCGAGCUUGAACAAGAAGUUGCUUGCAAAGCAGAACACUCGGCACAGCUCCAAAGAAUAAAAAAAAUUAUCGCUGAUGAAAGAAUUGAAAUACACGAUGCUUUAAAAUUGGUUGCCUUGUAUGCCCUACGCUAUGAACGUCAUGCUAAUUGCGAUACCUGUGGUCUAUUGCAAAUAAUUAAAAAUCGUGGCGGCCGAACUUCAUUAAUACCAAGUCUAAUUGAGUAUGCUGGCCAACACGCCCGGCAGGGAGAACUUUUUAAUUUAGUUCGCAUUACUGCUGUAAAGCUCACCAGGAACCUAAUAAAGGGUCUUAAAGGUGUUGAAAAUGUUUUCACACAACACACCUGCCUUCUUAAAGAAACUCUGGAGGAUCUCUUUAAGGGCCGUGAUGUCGAUCCCCUUUAUCCAGCUAUUAAUUCUGAACUAGUGCCAUUCCGAAGACCACCGCAGGAGGUGGUUGUAUUUAUUGUAGGUGGAGUCACUUACGAAGAAGCACUAACUGUGCAUCAUUUAAAUAAUUCCGGAUACAAAGUUAUUCUUGGUGGCACAACAAUUCAUAAUUCAACAAGUUUCAUGGAAGAAGUAGUUGCCGCAACUCAGGGAGUGCAAUUUAAACACACAAAAUCAAUGCUAAAAUUUUGUGCAAGCGAAAAUUUUUAAAUAAUUUAUAAAAUACAAACGUAGCUAGAAGUAUCAUUAUGUAACUAAUAUUAUGACUAAUAAUAUAUUUUAUUAAUUAAAUAAAUAUACAUUUGAUUUAUCGUCGUCAUUAACCUGUA
Molecule: messenger RNA, 1966 nt
Organism: Eupeodes corollae
Lineage: Eukaryota; Metazoa; Arthropoda; Insecta; Diptera; Syrphidae
Gene: Vps45
Product: vacuolar protein sorting-associated protein 45
Exons: 5
Coding region: 126-1847 (573 amino acids)
Biological process (GO): vesicle-mediated transport; intracellular protein transport
Cellular component (GO): Golgi membrane
Source: RefSeq, a predicted model, not a curated record